Panicum hallii is the source of this 1859-nucleotide messenger RNA. RefSeq lists its product as uncharacterized. The coding region runs from base 228 to 1514 and encodes 428 amino acids. The transcript has 10 exons. NCBI's taxonomy places the organism in Eukaryota, Viridiplantae, Streptophyta, Magnoliopsida, Poales, Poaceae. The record is from RefSeq and is a predicted model, not a curated record.
UCGCUUGCUUUUGUUUUCCCCCUCGUCACCUCCAUUGGCACAGUACAAUCAUUGUCAUCUUCCCCUGCUCGCCCCGAAGCUUCUGCCCCUCCUCACCUGCACGUUCCCUCGGGUCCCCACCUUCCCCGCGAAGUAACCACCAGCAGAGGCCGGUCCGCACGCCGCAUCUAGGUCUACGCGGCCGGUACAGUCUCCCCCUCCUGCCCCCACACCCUCCUCGUCGCCGGAUGAUCGCCGCCGGCACCGGCUCGAUGGGCUGCGCCGCGACUCCGGCCUCCGGGGCCCAGCCCUCGCGGUGGCCGCGCGCCGUCGCGAGGCUGCGGCUGGCGCUCAGCUCCUCGGAGGCGGCGGCGGGGAGCGGCGGUGGGCGGUGGACGGCGUGCUUCCGGCCGGCGCCGUCGCCGGCCGCGCCGGAGGCGACGGCGGUGAAGGAGGCGAAGGGGAAGCCGCCCGAGGUGGAGGUCGAGCCGGCGCGCGGCGGAGGGGAGGACGUGUGGAGCGCCAGUGCGGACGCGGAGGUGGCGCAGGGCGGGGGGUUCCCCGAGCACCUCGUCAUCAUGGUCAAUGGCCUCGUCGGGAGCGCGGACGAUUGGAAGUUCGCGGCGGAGCAGUUCGUGAGGCGGAUGCCGGACAAGGUGAUCGUGCACCGAAGUCAAUGCAACUCUGCCACUCAGACAUUCGACGGUGUUGACUUAAUGGGUGAAAGGCUUGCGAAUGAGGUUCUAUCGGUUGUAGAGCAAAGAACUGGUGUGAAGAAGAUCUCGUUUGUGGCACACUCUCUUGGUGGUCUUGUUGCCAGAUAUGCUAUAGGAAGGCUUUAUGAACCUAAUAACAGAAGUAAGUUUUCUGCCGGGAAGAGCAGAGAUGACGUUGAACACUUGGAGGGUCUCAUUGCUGGCUUAGAACCUAUGAAUUUUAUAACAUUUGCAUCACCACAUCUGGGUUCAAGUGGAAACAAACAGCUGCCUUUUCUAUGUGGCCUGCCUUUCCUUGAGAGAAGAGCAUCAGAAACUGCACACUUGAUUGUUGGGAGAACUGGAAAGCAUUUGUUCCUUACAGACAAUGAUGAUGGCAGACGGCCGCUCCUCCUUCGAAUGGUUGAUGACUGUGAUGACUUACAAUUCAGAUCUGCGUUGCGCUCCUUCAAACGGCGUGUAGCAUAUGCUAAUGCCAAUUUUGACCAUAUGGUUGGGUGGAGAACAUCAUCAAUCCGGCGUCAGCAUGAGUUGCCGAAACAUUGUCUUCUUGUUCGUGAUGAAAAAUACCCACAUAUUGUCUAUGUUGAAAAGGAAGUUGCAAACAAUAAUGAAACAGAAGCCCAUGCUAAUGUUUAUGACCCAGAAGAGGAGAUGAUAAGAGGCCUUACGCAAGUUCCAUGGGAACGUGUUGAUGUGAGCUUCCAGAAAAGCAGCCAAAGAUUAGUUGCGCAUAACACCAUUCAGGUGAAAAGCUAUUGGCUAAACUCGGAUGGAGCAGACGUGAUCAACCACAUGAUGGACCAUUUCAUCGUCUAGCCCAUGGAACCUACAUUGCGGGUUUGGCGAAUGUCGCUGUCGCAAUUUGUUGAUCAGUGAUCAUUCAAUUUAUUGCCUUGGCCAUUUUUUCCCUCUAGGUUUGCAGUUUUCUGCCCCGGGCAAUGUGGUUGAUUCUUUAGGCCCGUGCGCUGCAGACGCAGAGCAGAGCCCCAGAUUCUAAUCGUCGUCCAUCAGCAACGCUAGCUCGUCCAUCUGUACCAUAAUCUGCCCCCUCCCUUGUAUAAUUGUAUGUAUUGCACAACUGAGCUAGUAAACAGAUGCUGCUGGAAAUAGAUCUCUCCUGUCUGAUUGAUUAUAUUGGCAUGCAAACUGAAACUUGCAAUA